GGUGUGUGCCUGUGUUGUGUGCAGAAACCAAAGUGCGAGCCGGAGGCAGAGUGACGGGAAGUCGCACGUUAAUAAAUCCCUGAAUUUGCUUAGGUCUAAGCGCGCUCGGAAGGAGCGAGUAGCUCUCAGUUUUUGCAAAGUUCUAAAUCUAAAGCGAAGGAGAAGCCCAAACAAACGAGCUCUUCUCUCCCCCGUUCUCCCAAUCCGGCCCCCUUCAGCCCUGCGUGGAUCAGCGUGGGAAAUAUGCUCCCCUAGUAGGCAUGCUGUGUUUUGUUUGCUUCUAGUCCUCAUGACUUCAGGGUAACUGUGAAAACAUCUCAUAAUAAGAACCGGUGCAACAUCUGUCAAUAGUACAGAGGCGUCUCUUGGCUCGCUUUGGACCUGCAGUAGCACAAUUAGGGGCUUGAGCUGUUUGAAAGCCAGCAAGAAGUUUGAGGCCUAUCUGUGAGGCUGCAGGAGUACAAUUUGGUCCCUCCAGAAUUGAACAGAAUCUCUUCACCCACCCACCACGACUUCUGUACACAGGAGCUCACGUUUGUUGCAAAAAUGCCCAUUUUGAAGCAACUAGUGACAAAUUCUGCUAACUCCAAGCGCCGCUCUCGGGCCGACCUGACAGCAGAGAUGAUCAGCGCUCCCCUUGGCGAUUUCCGUCACACCAUGCAUGUGGGCCGGGCUGGUGAUGCCUUUGGAGACACCUCCUUCCUCAACAGCAAGGCUGGGGAGGGGGAACAGGAGGUCACAGAGGAAGUGAAUUCCUCAUCCAAACCUGGCCUGCUGUCACGUAAGUUCCGCAGCAGCAAACGAUCUCAGUCCGUAACACGUGGUGAACGGCGAGAUAUGCUGGGCUCUCUGAGGGAUUCUGCAAUUUUUGUGAAGAAUGCCGUCUCCCUCCCACAGCUCACUGAAAAGGAACCUGACAGGAGUGGUGGAAAACAGCUCCCCAAGAGCCUUUCCUCCAGCCCUGUCAAAAAAGCAUCUGAGGAGAAGACUCCGGAAGAGAAACAUAUGAACGGUGGUGCUGCUGCCCUUGGCUCUGGGCCUCACAGUCCUGGCUUGGAAGAGCGGGACUUUGGUGACAUAACUGACUUGCCCUUGGUAGUACCCAAGAGCAGCUACGGCAUGAAGCAUGCAGAGUCAAUUAUGUCUUUCCAUAUUGAUCUGGGGCCGUCCAUGUUGGGGGAUGUCUUGAGCAUCAUGGAUAAGGACCCAUGGGAACAAGAGGAUUCUGGUUAUCAUGGUGUGGAGGACCCACAAAGGGAGGCAGGCCCUGUGGAGGCACUGAUGGCCCACUGGCUUGGUCAGGAAAGCAAACUCCCCCAGGAUUCCUUGGUUCAGCAUGAUGACAACAGAGCAGCAACCUACAGUCCUGGAUCUGCCCGCAGCACUACAAGUCGUCUAACUAUGGACAGCAGCUCCGUCUCUAGCUGUGCCUCUGUUGGGGAGGAACAACGUAGUUUGUCCUCCAAAGGACACAACCAAGGCAUUCCAGAAGAUUCAAGGCACGACCCCGCUAAACAGCCAGAGAAGGAAUUCUCCUUCAUGGAUGAGGAAGAUGAUGAGAUAAGAGUCUGAGAACGAUGUCUGGAGCCUUUCGCUUCCUUUGACUCAAGAAGGAAUAAUUUGCAGCUGAUUCUGGAAUAAAUAGUGUUGUGAAAAAAAUUGUUAGAAUGCUUUUGCCAGCUUUCUCCAUCUUUAGUUUUCAGCACCAUUGCCUCCUUAAACAGGCUGUUGGAGAAAUAAGGUGUUUUGGUGGGGGUGGGGCAAGAACCAGCUGGGGAAAAAAUCACAUUUAAAUGGCCUCUUUUUAUAUUUAAAAUUCUAGAAUCAUAGGAAUAAAGGACACCGCUUAUUUGAUAUAUGAAGAAACAUUCUUUCUAGGAGAAAACUCCAGUGUCAUGAAAAGUGUUUUAAAAAAACCAAGUGUUAUCUACUGGCUGUUUGAAGCAAUAUAGAGCUGAAUACUAGAACAAAGCUCAAAAAAACUAGUUUCCCUAUUAAUAUAUAUAUUUUCCCUUUACAUUUUUACUAGUACUUUUCUUUUCUUGUUGCUCGGGAGAAUACCAUUCUGGACCUGACACAACAUUGAAGGAUGCCGUAUAUUUGUAGAGAACAAAAACAUGGGAACUUGAAAUAACCAGAGCCUCCAAAUGUUUGGAAUCUAGCAGUUUUCUCCCUGUGGGCAGGCCUCUGGGAAGAUCUACCUACUUUGAAAACUAUGCUAGAAAUUUCUCAUUUGUGUUUCAUAUCAGAGCUGAUGGAACUCUUUGGGAAUACAAAUUGCAGGGGUGAGGUGAUGGGGAAAGCACAUUAUUACCUUUUGCCUUUUAUUUUGGCUCCUUCUUUUGGUCUGUUUGGAGCACACAAGAUGAUGCUAGCAUUUCUUUGAUGACUUAAAGCUUCCUUGAUUCUAAAUUGUGUCACCUUUUUGAUGGUAAUGUGAAAAUAUCUCUAUGUAGUGGAAUAUGUUUUGGAGAUACUCGGUUUAUCUCCCAAAGGCUGUUUAGAAUUCCCUGGUGUGAGGUGAAUCCCAAGAGCGGUGGUUAGUCUAGCUGUCCCAUUCCUAAAGAGAAGUCCAAAUCUUUGUCUGCCUCUUUUUUGUCUCCAGGCUCUUCCUCCUUGCGUAAGCAAAACAGGAUGUCCUGAGAGAUGUUUGUGUUGCUAGCGAAAACCAAUGGGGGAAUGUGGCUUACUGGCACGUCUACAGAUGUAAACUGAAAGUAGCCUAACCUGACACAGCUUCAUCCAUUCUUAGUUUGAGACUCUAGAAUUUCAGCAAGGCUGACCAAAGCACAAAGACGUUGGCACUCCCCUUUCCAAGGACAAUGGAGACACUGCACUGCUCAGUUCCUCCUCAUUGAAACUGCUUUCAGGGCCCUCCCACCCAGGAUAUUUGGGAGGUACUGCUGACAUUCCUGACUCCUAGUUUUGUCUUUUGGCCUUGCUUCACAUUUUGCUGGGCAUUAAGCACUCACUUUGGCCUUUUCUUAAUUUUAACUUUUUGUUCAUAUUGUACAUUAGAUUUGCCCAUCCUUUUGGGAGUAGGUCUUUCUCCCUUGGAUUGUGACUUUGUUGCGUGUGUACAGGUGUUUUGUCAGUGCAUCAGAUGGAGGACUUUUUAACAUGGAAGUAUGUUUGUUUUAAAAGGAAUUAAACUAUAGUAAAAAAACCACAA
Molecule: messenger RNA, 3172 nt
Organism: Rhineura floridana
Lineage: Eukaryota; Metazoa; Chordata; Lepidosauria; Squamata; Rhineuridae
Gene: CDC42EP4
Product: CDC42 effector protein 4
Exons: 3
Coding region: 547-1572 (341 amino acids)
Source: RefSeq, a predicted model, not a curated record